This is a messenger RNA of Melanaphis sacchari, 807 nucleotides long. RefSeq lists its product as uncharacterized. The record is from RefSeq and is a predicted model, not a curated record. NCBI's taxonomy places the organism in Eukaryota, Metazoa, Arthropoda, Insecta, Hemiptera, Aphididae. Gene Ontology annotation, cellular component: extracellular region. Gene Ontology annotation, biological process: sensory perception of smell; olfactory behavior. The coding region runs from base 321 to 767 and encodes 148 amino acids. Gene Ontology annotation, molecular function: odorant binding; dibutyl phthalate binding. The transcript has 8 exons.
UUUCAGUUAAACACAGUUAACACAACUCAAUUUUAUUCACGAGUAAUGAGUUGAGUCAAAAAUAUGUUGGUGAUCAGUUACAAUAAAAAGUUAUCAUUACUUUAAAAUUUAAAUAGUUUAAAAUUAAUUAAGUAGGUAAGGAUUUUAUAAAUGAAAAAUUGUACAUAUUAUUAUACAGUAGAACCUCCGUGUAACAGUUAUCGAAGAGACCAGAAGUAAUAUUUAUCAUUCAGAAGUGGUUUUCCAAUAAAGUUUACACGCAGGUGCAGUUCAAAUAGAAAAAGAACAUAGCUGAAGUGGUCGAUCCGAAAAAAAUAAAUAUGUUACCAGCGACUGUUUUGCUUACUCUUAUAGCAACAACCGUUUUGAAGGAUAGCGACGCUUACUUGAGCGAAUCAGCCAUUAAAAAAACACAACAGAUGUUGAAAAAUGUAUGUUCAAAGAAACAUUCAAUUGAAGAGGACGUAUUUAAUUUCAUCAAGAACGGAAAAUUUCCUGAUAACAACAAUGACAUAAAAUGUUACUUUUCCUGUAUUUUCAAAACUAUGCAAAUGGUCAAUCAAAAGGGAAUGCUUGAUAAAAAAAUGUUCAAAGACAAGAUGACGAUGAUGGCACCUCCGAAUGUACUUAAAAUUUUAUUACCAGCCAUUGAACAGUGUAUCGGAAAUGGAAAUGACAAGGGUUCAGAAAUUUGUCAGUCUUCGUACGAUUUCAUUAAAUGUGCGUACACUCUUGAUCCCACUACUUUAGAAUAUCUACCACUCUAGACGUCGUCACUUUCAAUUAAAAGUUGAUAGAUUCCGAAUA